Messenger RNA from Protopolystoma xenopodis, 273 nucleotides. The record is from the annotation of a GenBank genome assembly. NCBI's taxonomy places the organism in Eukaryota, Metazoa, Platyhelminthes, Monogenea, Polystomatidea, Polystomatidae.
AUGCACCAUUAUUUUGAGCACUUGUUUGAAUUUCUUCUUAACUUUUCAGUUGAGACCAUUCCAAAGAAGACGAAUACAGAAUCACCUCCACCCUUACCUGGUGAUGAUAUUUCCGUUAGUGGCAUUGCCGCGACGACCUCUUCAGAUUCCUGGAAGCUUCUUGGCUUAACUCCUGAGAAAAAUGCACCUGAUCAUCCAGUACGUUCUUCCAUCUUCGAAAGCCGAUUUUCACCACUCAAUAUUGUUAUUCCAGUUUUUUGCGACUUUAUUUAG